AUGCAGAAACGACUAUGUCUUCCAAUCCUCAAACAAAAACAAGACGUCGCCACCAGGUGGAACUCUACAUACGACAUGCUGCAUCGGUUUAGCUCGACGAAAGAUGCUAUUAUAGCCACUAUAGCCCUCAUCAAACCUGACCUAGCACUGACUGAUUACGAAUGGAUGAUAAUUCAAUCGGUUCACCCUGUAUUGAAAAUGUUUUAUGACGUUACAGUCGAAGUAAGCGGCGAAAAAAAUAUAUCUUUAGCUAAGGUCAUUCCUUUGUGCAGAAUUAUGCUGGGUCACAUUAGGAGCAGGCUGCAAGUGCAAAAUACGGAUGCUAAUCAACAUAUACCAGAAAUAAAAAAUUUCAUCGAGCAUUUACACAAGGAGCUCAAUCAUAGAUUCGGUCACAUCGAAUCUAAUAUAUCAAACGCGGAAUCUACAAUUCUGGAUCCACGUUUUAAGAAUAAGGGUUUCCAGGACUCUAGAUUGUACGGUAGGGCUCUGCAAGACUUAAAACUUAAAAUUGGACGAAGUUCUUCAAGGACAACAAUAAUGCCAGCGGUAGAAGCAGUGCAACCAGAAUCUUGCCCUAACCACUCAAUUUGGUUUGAGUUUGACCAAGAAGUGGUUAGGCAAACACCGGACAACCCAACGGCGGCGCGGAUCGUAGAACUCGAUAAAUACCUACAGGAACCGCUUUUAAAGCGUACAGAAGACCCCUUACAAUGGUGGCACGCUCGAAGGAACAUAUAUCCUCUAUUAUUUAAUUAUGUUUUGAAAAGACACAAUCUCGUAGCUACGUCAGUUCCUUGCGAGAGAAUAUUUUCGAAAGCGGGAUAUACGCUGAAUGAACGUAGAAGACGAUUGACGACAAAAAAAGUGUCGCAACUCCUAUUCAUAAGUUGCAACUCUGAUAUUUGA
Messenger RNA from Parnassius mnemosyne (clouded apollo), 909 nucleotides. The record is from the annotation of a GenBank genome assembly. Lineage: Eukaryota; Metazoa; Arthropoda; Insecta; Lepidoptera; Papilionidae.